Molecule: messenger RNA, 3355 nt
Organism: Lepidothrix coronata (blue-crowned manakin)
Lineage: Eukaryota; Metazoa; Chordata; Aves; Passeriformes; Pipridae
Gene: IQSEC3
Product: IQ motif and Sec7 domain 3
Exons: 15
Coding region: 130-3234 (1034 amino acids)
Biological process (GO): regulation of ARF protein signal transduction; actin cytoskeleton organization
Molecular function (GO): guanyl-nucleotide exchange factor activity; protein binding
Source: RefSeq, a predicted model, not a curated record
CCUGAGCCGGAGAGCGGAGAAUGAAACUGUUUUACACCAGUUCUGUUGCCCAGCAGCUGACGCGGAGCAGAAGCCUUCAUCUCCAGACUCCUCACCAAGGGAGGUAUAGUUGGCAAUUCUUCUGGUACUAUGACCUGGGAGGAAUGGCUCUUUCUGGAAGCACCCAAAGAAACAGGAGGUCAGUUUCAGAUGCAGCGUCUCAGUCCCGUAAAGGAGAUCCACCAGGACAUUUUGGCACUAUCUUCCACACAGACAUUUCUCAGCUCCUCUCCAACAGCUGGUGCAGCCACUCUCAGUGACGAUCCCAGCGGUUCCACAAGCAAGAAAGCCGGGUGUGAAACGGAGGAUCCGAAGGAGGCCGGCAGACAGAGUGGCCAGGAAGGCAGGUCCGACACCCUGACGCUAAAAGCCCAGCAUGCGGAGCUCCACGAAGAGCAGGCAGCGGGGUGUUCCCCUCUGGUGCAGAAGGCGAGCCUCCACCACACGGGCUCCCCAGUGAGAGUGCAGCGCAGCAAAGGGGCGGCCUCGUGUUCCCAUGCGGCUGCCUCCGAUUAUGAGCUCUCCCUUGACCUAAAGAAUAAACAGAUCGAAAUGCUAGAGCACAAAUACGGCGGUCACCUGGUGUCUCGCAGGGCAGCUUGCACCAUCCAAACCGCCUUCCGGCAGUACCAGCUCAGCAAGAACUUUGAGAAGAUCCGCAACUCGCUGCUGGAGAGCCGCAUGCCGCGCCGCAUCUCCCUGAGGAAAGUCCGCGUCCAGAACUCGGAGAGCUUCUCCGCGGAGAAAGCCCUGGUGGAGGGAUACAACUUCGUCGGCAUCCCAUUGGUGAGGUCCCCGUCCUUGCCCGCCACCAUCAGUGGGGCCCUGACUGAGCUGGAGGACUCCUUCACGGAACAAGUUCAGUCCCUGGCCAAGUCUAUUGAUGAUGCCCUCAGCAACUGGAGCCUGAAGACCAUGUGCUCCCUGCAAGAUGGGGGCUCAUACCAGAUAAGGGAGACCUUCAGUGCUAGCUCAAUGCAGCCAAACCAAGACUUAGAAGCUGAGUUGCAGGACAAGGAGAAGGAGGAAGGUCUCCUGCCAGAUACUCUACCCAAAAGCAGCAGCACUCUCAUGAUGGCUUUUCGAGAUGUCACAGUCCAGAUUGACAACAAGAACAUCUCUGUCUCGUCAUCUACCUCGGUGUCCAUGGCAAACUGCCUCAGCAGCAAUGACCAGGCUGGGCUCUCUCAAGCUAUCAAAGCUGAAGAAAGCCCAGGAGAAGGGGAGGGAGAAGCCAGUGAGCCACCAGCUGCCCCAGAGAGCUUACCUGAGUCCAGAGCUCUCCAGAACAGCCACACUUUCACCGAGGUGGAUGUCAGUACUAAUGGCACGGGAGACAGCAGUGCUGAGACUGAUCAGAUGGCAGUGCAGAAGCUCCAAUUUGAUGCUGGCAAUGAGGCGGGGCAAAGCAAAGGCUCUGAGUCUGAAAAUGCAGAUAACUCAGAGCAGCUGAGCAGCAGCAGCACCUCCACUUCAGCCAAGUCAGCCUCUGAGGUGUCCUCGAAAGAAGCACUGCAGGCCAUGAUCCUCAGCCUCCCCAGGUACCACUGCGAGAACCCUGCGAGCUGCAAGUCCCCCACGCUCUCCACAGACACCAUGAGGAAGCGCCUCUACCGCAUUGGACUGAACCUCUUCAAUAUAAACCCAGACAAGGGGAUCCAGUUCCUGAUCUCCCGAGGCUUCAUCCCGGACACCCCCAUUGGGGUGGCACACUUUCUGCUCCAGCGGAAGGGCCUCAGCCGCCAGAUGAUUGGGGAAUUCCUGGGAAACAGCAAGAAGCAGUUCAACAGAGAUGUCCUGGACUGCGUGGUGGACGAGAUGGACUUCUCAGGCAUGGAGCUGGAUGAAGCCCUGCGGAAAUUCCAGGCCCACAUCCGCGUGCAGGGGGAGGCACAAAAGGUGGAGCGGCUAAUUGAGGCUUUCAGCCAGAGGUACUGCAUGUGUAACCCAGAUGUGGUCCAGCAGUUUCACAACCCGGACACCAUCUUCAUCUUGGCCUUUGCAAUCAUCCUACUCAACACGGACAUGUACAGCCCCAACAUCAAGCCUGACAGGAAGAUGAUGCUGGAGGACUUCAUUCGCAAUCUCAGAGGGGUGGACGACGGUGCUGACAUCCCACGGGACCUGGUGGUGGGAAUCUAUGAGAGGAUCCAGCAGAAAGAGCUAAAGUCCAAUGAGGACCAUGUGACUUAUGUCACCAAAGUGGAGAAGUCCAUAGUUGGAAUGAAAACGGUUCUGUCCGUGCCCCAUCGCCGGCUGGUCUGCUGCAGCCGCUUGUACGAGGUGACCGACGUGAACAAAGUGCAGAAGCAGGCAGCUCACCAAAGGGAAGUUUUCCUCUUCAAUGACUUGCUGGUGAUCCUCAAGCUUUGCCCGAAGAAGAAAAGCUCCUCAACGUACACAUUUUGCAAGUCAGUCGGCCUGCUAGGGAUGCAGUUCCAUCUCUUUGAGAACGAAUAUUACCCCCAUGGCAUUACACUGGUGACUCCAGUUUCAGGCUCAGAGAAGAAACAGGUACUACACUUCUGUGCUCUGGGUGCUGAGGAAAUGCAGAAGUUUGUAGAAGAUCUGAAAGAAUCAAUAGCAGAAGUGACAGAACUGGAACAGAUACGAAUUGAGUGGGAACUGGAGAAACAGCAAGGGACAAAGACUCUCUCAUUAAGGACCAAUGGAGCCCAGAUGGAAUUGCAGUCUAAGCAAGGCUCUCCAACAGGCAAGAAGGAUUUGGGGGAGAAGGUCUCGGACAGCACAGUGGAGGUGUCAAUUCACAACAGGCUUCAAACGUACCAGCACAACUCCGCCCUGGGGCCCGAGAGUGGAAUGCAGCCCAGCAUGCGUCUUAACAUGCCACGGGAGCGGCUGGAGACAGCACUGGUGCCCGCGCACCCCGCCUCGGCGGGGACACUUGUACAGUGCCAGCAGAUUGUCAAAGUCAUUGUCUUGGACAAGCCGUGCCUCGCUCGGAUGGAGCCGGCCCUCAACCAGACUCUGACACGCUAUGUCACCUCCGACUCCUGCACCUCCACCCCCUGGCGCGGUAUGGGCAGCGGGCUCCCUGGGACCCCCAUGAAGCUGGUCCAUCAGCCUCCCCUGCCCCCUCCACCGCCUCCCUACAACCACCCCCACCAGUAUUGCCCCCCCAGCUCCCUGCUUCAGAGGCGCAGGUACUCCAGUGGCUCACGUAGCCUCGUGUAGCCACACCACCAGCACCAAAACAGCACAGACUACCCCGCUUCCCCUCCCCACCGCCUCCCAGGGACCCUUUCUGCCUACAGAGAUCUAGUUUGUGAUGUAUUUUUCAGUAAAAGAAGAAAAA